This is a messenger RNA of Erigeron canadensis, 1782 nucleotides long. Its product is annotated as protein SUPPRESSOR OF K(+) TRANSPORT GROWTH DEFECT 1-like. Gene Ontology annotation, biological process: endosomal transport; vacuole organization. The record is from RefSeq and is a predicted model, not a curated record. The coding region runs from base 310 to 1617 and encodes 435 amino acids. The transcript has 8 exons. Gene Ontology annotation, molecular function: ATP binding; ATP hydrolysis activity. Lineage: Eukaryota; Viridiplantae; Streptophyta; Magnoliopsida; Asterales; Asteraceae.
UGUAUAUAAACACCAAAAACCACGGGAACAUUACUACAAGAAGCAAACACCCGGGAACCAAACGCGUCUCGCUCCGUUCAAUCCAUCAGUUGACCACUAAAACUACUAUUCUUCAAAUUCCUUAUUUUUAUUUUUCUGUAAAUCGUACACAAUUCAAGUAAGUGUUUUCAAUUUUCUAUCAAAUCAAUCUAUAUUUUCUUAAUCAUAAUCUCAUCUUUUAAUUUCGCUUAAUUAGGUUUUCAUCCUUAAUCCCAUGAUCAUCUGAUUUAAUCAUUAUUAUACAUAAAAAAGAAUAAUAAAAAUAUAAUAAUGUAUAGUAAUUUUAAAGAACAAGCAAUAAUAUAUGUAAAACAAGCAGUAGAAGAAGACACAGCAGGGAAUUACCCAAAAGCUUUUUCACUAUAUAUGAAUGCCUUAGAAUAUUUUAAGACUCAUUUAAAAUACGAAAAAAACCCGAAACUUAAAGAAGCUAUUACACUUAAGUUUACUGAUUAUUUAAGAAGGGCUGAGGAAAUUCGGGCCGUUUUGGAAGACGGCGGUGGGGGAGGGGGUAGGCCGAAUAAUGGGGGUGAUACGGGUGUUGCUACUAGGCCGAAAAGUAAUAAAAAGAACGGCGGUGAGGAUGGAGAGGAUGCCGAACAGACUAAGUUGAGGUCCGGACUUAAUAGUGCGAUUAUUAGGGAGAAACCGAAUGUUAAAUGGAAUGACGUUGCCGGUUUGCAAAGUGCGAAGCAAGCGUUGCAGGAGGCGGUGAUUUUGCCUGUUAAGUUUCCGCAGUUUUUCGUUGGGAAGAGACGGCCAUGGAGAGCUUUUCUUUUAUAUGGACCACCUGGAACGGGAAAAUCUUACUUGGCUAAAGCUGUGGCAACUGAAGCCGACUCAACUUUCUUCAGUAUUUCUUCAUCGGAUUUGGUUUCUAAAUGGAUGGGAGAAAGUGAAAAGUUAGUCUCAAAUCUAUUCCAAAUGGCCCGAGAAAGUGCUCCUUCUAUUAUAUUCAUUGAUGAGAUAGACUCUUUGGUUGGCCAACGUGGUGAAGGCAAUGAGAGUGAAGCAUCUCGUCGUAUAAAAACCGAGCUUCUUGUCCAGAUGCAGGGUGUUGGCAAUGAUGAUAGGAAAGUUCUUGUUCUUGCAGCUACAAACACACCUUAUUCAUUAGAUCAGGCCAUUAGGCGAAGAUUCGACAAGCGGAUUUACAUCCCUCUACCAGACGUGAAGGCAAGGCAGCACAUGUUUAAGGUGCACCUUGGAGAUACGCCUCAUUGCCUAACUGAUCGUGACUUUGAGCAAUUAGCAUAUAAAACCGAAGGAUUUUCUGGUUCAGAUAUUGCUGUUUGUGUAAAUGAGGUCUUGUUUGAACCUGUACGUAAAACUCAAGAUGCUAUGCACUUCAUAAAAACAUCUGACGACACUUGGGUGCCUUGUGGACCUCGACAUCCGGGUGCUAUUGAGAUCAGUAUGCAGGAUUUAGCUACACAAGGGCAGGCAUCAAAGAUCAAUCCACCCCCGAUAUCAAGAACAGAUUUUGACAAAGUUCUAGCAAAACAGAAACCUACUGUUAGCAAAUCAGAUCUUGAAGUGCAUGACAGAUUCACAAGAGAGUUUGGAGAAGAAGGCUGAUGAUUGAAUUUAAAACACACAGAAAUGUUUAUAUUUUGUGAUUAAAUAUUCAAAUGAUUAAAAAUUGUUUCUUACUUCAAAGAAUGUUGGUUACAUUUCUGACUUUACGUGUAUAUGAUAUUCUUUUUGCAAAUAUAUGACAUUGAUAUUAUUUGAUUCAGUUUA